AUGCCUCUAUCGCCCAUCAAGCUGCUCACCGCCAAGCUCAAGAGCCCGACCACAUCAUCGCACUCGAAAGGCUCCAGCAGCAGCCACCGCUCGUCCGACCGGCGCUCGCGAUCCUACGACCCGGCCAGGCGGCCCUCCCGAGACGACAGAGAAGAGCACACAUCCUCGUCGAGGAGGCGGGCGAGCUACGCACGACCCCGCAGCCCCGAUCCCUACCCCCCCUCGUCACGGCCCUCGCGGCACGAGCGUCACAGCCGGCGUCGGGACUCGUCCGAGUCGAGCCCAGAGCCACGGUACUCGCGGCCGCCGCCCCGCGAUCGAGAUGAAUACCUGAGCGCCGAGCGGUGGGAGGACGAUCGGGGUCGGCGCCGCGCCUCGCUGGCUCCCCCGGAGAGGGAUGAACGACCGCCGCUGAGUGGCCGUCCGUCCAGUGUCGACUACAGGCGGCGACCGUCCCAGUCAAGACGCGAUUCGACUUCUGGAGGGUACGCGUACGAAGCCAGAGACGACCCUAGGCUCUAUGAGCGCAGGCCGUCAGUACAGGGGAGAUAUCGGUCAGAUAGGGAAAGAUACAGCAAUGUGGACUCACCUCCGGUGUCUCCUGGGCGUAGAGAGAGUCUGAGGUCGCCACGGAUACCUAGAGACGACACGCCUCCGCGUUCGAGCAGGCCGCAUGCCUCGCCUCGGCCGUCAGACUACAGACCCUACGAAUAUAGGCCGCACGACCAGAGAAACGACUCAAGGCACGAGUCAAGGCACGAGUCAAGGCCACACGAAGUCCCGGCGAGACCGCACUCGCAGAGCGUCGACAGCGCGGCGAAGCCAGCAUCGUCGUCAGGCUCCAACCUGUUCGCUUCCAUGCCGGCUGCCAUUGCUGCUUACGCUGGUCUCAAGGAGGUCUCUAAGCACGCCGAGACGGCCAAGGAGUGGGUUGACUGGCUCAACGAGAUGAGCGAGACGCCCGACGAGAUCCAGGAGCUGUCUGCACAGGCCGCCACCGCGAGGGACACCAUCAACCAGGUUCAGCUGACACUCAAGGCUCGGCCGGACCUCGUUGAGGGCGAACAGGGAGAGAAGCUCAAGGGACAGAUCGAAACGUCUAUUAAGAGUACAGACAAGGCUUUGGAAAAGAUGACGAAGCUGCUGUCGGAAAUCAGCAGCGAGGGCACAUCGGCUUCAGGCCAGACGGCAAUCAACCAGAUGCAGAGCUUCUGGAGGUCGUAUCGGUACAAGAACGACUUUGAACAGCAGGUCAAGAAGGCCCAAGAGGACGUGCAAAAGGAGUUGUCAGCGCUCAGCACUCUGAUGGUCAACAUCUACUCACGAGCACUGAUGAAGCCGCCUCCUCCUGGGGCCAGCCCGAUACCCCCUCCAGCUCCCACGCCAGCUGCUCCCAGCCCAGAACCUUCUGCCAAGGCCAGCGCAGCUCCCGUUGCCCAAUCUCCUGCUGCAGCCACCCCGGCUCCGGCUGUCACGACAGCUGCUACCACGGCUGCCCAGCCUGCACCAGCUCCUCCAUCCGCCCCUACGCCCGUUAAUACGGCACAACCUUCUGCCGUGCCAGCCGCUGGGGUGAGACCAAGCGUAGAUACCAACGCACCUUCCGUGCCCAAGAUAUCCGAGCCAGUGCCAGCAUCACCACAAGUAUCACAGCCAGUGCCAGCUGGCAGUAGGACUGAGACCUCAGCCAAUGCAGCUUCCCAUCCGCCCCAGUCUCCUCUGUCUGGAGUAAAUGAAAAACCUGUUUCCGCUGCAUCUCCGACGCAGCAGGCACCCGCGGGUACGCCCUCACCUACCACCCAACCACCAGUCUCGUCCCCCUUGGCCAAGGCAGACACGGCAACUGCUGCCGCUCAGGUUUCAUCAUCGGCCGAUCCCCGACGACCAUCACAGUCACAAAGCCCACGGCAGCCUUCCCAAAGCCCUCAUCCGCAGCAGUCACCGUCGCACCGUGACAGCGUCCACUCCAUCCACUCGAAUCACUCCGCCCAUGACGCGGACGAUAGGCUGCUGGAUGCCGCCUGGGACGGAGAUUUCGACGCCACGGUGCAGGCUCUGCGUCACGCCUCCCCACGCACCUGCGACGAGCAAGGCCUGACCGCGCUGCAUCUAGCCGCCGACCGUGACAACUUGGCAGUCGCCAUGCUGCUGCUCGACCGUGGUGCGGACGUGAACGCGCGGUCAAACGGCGGACGGACACCGCUGCAUCUCGCAGCGCGGUCGGCCACAGCGUCCACGGUCGAGAUGCUGCUGGAGAGGGGUCGGGCAGACCCCAACCUGCAGACGGCCAAGGGUCGCACGCCGCUGCACUACGCGGCCAGCAAGGCAGAGGAUGGCGACGAGGAGAGGAGGGAGGUCCUCAGGGUGCUACGACACUGGAACGCGGACCCAACGAUCAAGGAUGCGGAGGGUGCUACGGCGAGGGACGUCGCAGAAAAGAGGAACCAUACCAAUGCUGUGGCCAUACUGCGAAGGGCCGAGCGGAGGUGGGAGGAGGACCACAUGCCCGAGUGGGAAGAGAAGCACAGGCCUGGGUGGCGGGAGCGACACGGCUUCAAGAAAUGA
This is a messenger RNA of Clonostachys rhizophaga, 2565 nucleotides long. The record is from the annotation of a GenBank genome assembly. NCBI's taxonomy places the organism in Eukaryota, Fungi, Ascomycota, Sordariomycetes, Hypocreales, Bionectriaceae.